Acanthocheilonema viteae is the source of this 1034-nucleotide messenger RNA. The record is from the annotation of a GenBank genome assembly. NCBI's taxonomy places the organism in Eukaryota, Metazoa, Nematoda, Chromadorea, Rhabditida, Onchocercidae.
AAGUAUCAGAAGUGGUUGAUGAAGGGCACACUUCUGGACAACCAAUUACAGCAUUACAGGCUGCCUGGAAUGUCACUAAUGCAAUUCAAGGAAUGUUUAUCGUCGGUUUACCUGUUGCUGUUAAAGUGGGUGGAUGGUGGACUGUUGCUGCAAUUGUUGGCGUUGCAUAUUUAUGCUAUUGGAGUGGAAUUUUACUCAUCGAUUGCUUAUAUGAAAAUGAUGUCAAAGUAAGAAGUACAUAUCAAGCGGUAGCAGAAGCAUAUCGUCCAGGAAUGGGUCGCUUUGUAUUAUGCGCUCAAUUAACAGAAUUACUUAGUACUUGUAUUAUUUAUAUUGUAAUUGCUGGAGAUUUACUUCAAAGUUGUAUACCCUCUCUUGAUAAAUCUGCAUUGAUGAUGUUUGUAACAACAGCACUUCUUGGUUGUGCUUUUUUGGAUUCAAUUCGAGUGGAUCCAAGCAAAUUUAAAUGGAUGCUUCGAUGGUCACAUAUUAUUGCAGCAAUUUUUAAAGCACUCUUCGGUCUUCUUGGCUUCUUAACAUUUGGCGAUUUUACUCAAAAGGAAAUUUCCAAUUCAUUACCAAAUCAAACAUUUAAGGUAAUAGUGAAUUUAGUAUUGGUUAUAAAAGCACUCUUUUCAUAUCCAUUACCAUAUUUUGCUGCUGUUCAUUUACUCAAAGAUAACUUAUUUAUGGGUACGCCAAAAACAUUAUUUACAAGCUGUUACGGUGCUGGCCAUAGUUUACGUGAAUGGGCACUUUGUUUACGGAUUAUUUUGGUACUAAUAACUCUGAUGAUGGCAAUGUCGGUACCAUAUUUAAUCGAAUUAAUGGGCCUUAUUGGUAAUAUCACUGGAACUAUGUUAAGUUUUAUUUGGCCGGCAAUGUUUCAUCUCAAAUUGAAAGGAGCACAUGCAAAAGAAAGUGAUCGAAAAUUUGAUAAAUUUAUUAUCGGUAUUGGCAUCUGCUUGAUGACUAUUGGACUCUAUUUUUCAGCACUCGAACUGAUACAAGCAAUUCGCUAUGAGGAACGGUAG